AUUAACACAGUCAUAUUCACAUUUAUUGCAUCACUAACCCUAAGCAUCCUCCUAACCGCACUAAACUUCUGACUCUCCCAAACAAACCCAGACGCAGACAAACUAUCCCCAUAUGAAUGCGGAUUUGACCCACUAGGAUCCGCCCGACUUCCUUUUUCCAUCCGAUUUUUCCUAGUAGCCAUCCUAUUCCUCCUAUUCGACCUAGAAAUCGCACUACUCCUCCCCCUGCCAUGAGCAGUACAACUACAAUACCCAGCCAUAACCCUAGUCUGAUCAACCGCACUCAUCCUAGUCCUAACACUAGGACUAGUAUACGAAUGAAUCCAAGGAGGGCUAGAAUGAGCAGAAUAA
Vidua macroura (Pin-tailed whydah) is the source of this 351-nucleotide messenger RNA. Lineage: Eukaryota; Metazoa; Chordata; Aves; Passeriformes; Viduidae. The record is from the annotation of a RefSeq genome assembly.